CCAUCCCCGGCCGGCAGCACCAAGCCUUUUGUGCACGCCGUGCCCCCCUCUGAUCCCCUGCGCCAGGCCAACCGCCUGCCCAUCAAGGUGCUGAAGAUGCUGACGGCCCGAACUGGCCACAUUUUGCACCCCGAGUACCUGCAGCCGCUGCCUUCCACGCCCGUCAGCCCCAUCGAGCUAGAUGCCAAGAAGAGCCCGCUGGCGCUGUUGGCGCAAACAUGUUCGCAGAUCGGGAAGCCCGACCCCUCGCCCUCCUCCAAACUCUCCUCGGUCGCCUCCAACGGGGGCGGCGCGGGUGGUGCCGGCGGCGGCGCCGGGGGCGACAAGGACACCAAGUCAGGCCCCCUCAAGCUGAGCGACAUCGGCGUGGAGGACAAGUCGAGUUUCAAGCCGUACUCCAAACCCGGCUCGGAUAAGAAGGAGCCAGGAGGAGGCGGCGGCGGCGGCGGGGGCGGCGGCGGGGGUGUUUCCGCCGAGAAGUCGGGAUUCCGGGUACCGAGCGCCACCUGCCAGCCAUUCACGCCCAGGACAGGCAGCCCGAGCUCCAGCGCCUCGGCCUGCUCGCCGGGAGGCAUGCUGCCCUCGGCCGGGAGCGGCCCUGAGGGCAAGGACGACAAGAAAGACACCGACGCCGGCGGCGGCAGCGGUGGCAAGGGUGCCGGGGGCGCCUCGGCGGAAGGGGGACCCACAGGACUGGCACACGGCCGGAUUAGCUGCGGCGGUGGGAUUAAUGUGGACGUGAACCAGCACCCGGAUGGGGGUCCGGGGGGCAAGGCUUUAGGCUCAGAAUGUGGUGGCUCAUCCGGCUCCAGCUCUGGCUCUGGCCCCAGCGCUCCCACCUCGUCCUCCGUGCUGGGCUCUGGGCUGGUAGCACCCGUGUCGCCCUACAAGCCGGGCCAGACAGUGUUCCCUCUGCCUCCGGCGGGUAUGACCUACCCAGGCAGCCUGGCCGGGGCCUACGCCGGCUACCCCCCCCCGGUCCCGCCCCACCCCCCACCACCCUCCCUGGCCGGCCAUCCCCUGUACCCCUACGGCUUCAUGCUCCCUAACGACCCGCUCCCCCACAUCUGCAACUGGGUGUCGGCCAACGGGCCGUGCGACAAGCGCUUUGCCACGUCUGAAGAGCUGCUGAGCCACUUGCGGACCCAUACGGCUUUCCCCGGGACAGACAAACUGCUGUCGGGCUACCCCAGCUCGUCGUCUCUGGCCAGUGCCGCAGCGGCCGCCAUGGCUUGCCACAUGCACAUCCCUACGUCGGGCGCGCCAGGCAGCCCCGGGACGCUGGCGCUGCGCAGUCCCCACCAUGCGCUGGGACUCAGCAGCCGCUACCACCCCUAUUCCAAGAGCCCACUCCCUACACCCGGUGCUCCAGUGCCGGUGCCCGCCGCCACCGGACCCUACUAUUCCCCCUAUGCCCUCUACGGACAGAGACUGACCACCGCCUCAGCGCUGGGGUACCAGUGAGGGCAGCCAGGAGGGCUAGCGAGGGAGACACAGGAGCUGGGGGGAGGGGAGGAGCCCCGGGAGGGGCGGGAUCACGGUCGAGAUGGUUGACACUCGCGCGUGGGGGCAGACAGACCCGGGCCACGAAAGGAAAUAAGUAUAUACCAUAUCUAUCUACCCAAGAACAGCGACCAACACCCGGUGGGAAACUCCCCUUUUCCUCCUCUUACCUCCCCACCCAAACUUUAUAAAAGUUGGAUAAAAAAAAAAAAAAACAUUUGACUUUUUAUAGAAAAAGAAGAAAAAUAAUUGAGAAAGUGUUCAUUUAAGGACUUCAUCGGUGGACACUGGUAUUUAUUUAUGUUAGCUCCAAGCGGACCCGUGGUUCAAAAGUGCAUUAUUUAGUUUGAGCUCCGUAGGUAAAAAGGAGGAGGGGGAAAAUUUUAACUUGAGGGUAAAAAUGUGGAAAACAAACCCUCCCAUCCCUUGUAGAUUAUAAAUAAAAACCAAACCGCCACAGAACUAGAGGUCUUCUCUUUAAUGUUACUUUUAAAUUGCUAUGAUUGUAUUGUACGUUCUUAUUUAAUGUCUGAUUGAAACAAAUUUACAUGCAUGUUUGUUACAAAAAAAAUGAAAAAAAGAAACAAAACAA
This is a messenger RNA of Tupaia belangeri chinensis (Chinese tree shrew), 2095 nucleotides long. RefSeq names its product zinc finger protein 503 (gene ZNF503). Lineage: Eukaryota; Metazoa; Chordata; Mammalia; Scandentia; Tupaiidae. Gene Ontology annotation, cellular component: nucleus. Gene Ontology annotation, biological process: negative regulation of DNA-templated transcription. The record is from RefSeq and is a predicted model, not a curated record. The annotation marks the transcript as partial. The transcript has 4 exons.